UUAUGCCUGUGAGAGACUGAGAUUUAGAACUCUCAUUCGUGCAGCAGAGAUGCAAAGAGAUUGGGCACACUGCUUUAAGCAGGACGAAUCAGCAGUAGACGGAAAAGCUGACUAGCUAAUGCCUCAUUUGCUUAUGCUGAUAUACCAGUGUGAAACAAGAGAAAAGAGGAGCAGCAUUCAAUGAGCGCCGUGUGUUCCCAGCUCAGAUCAUCAGCAGGCUUCUCGUUUGCAGUCCACUUGAACUGUAUGCACUGUGUGCAUGGGAGCUACAGCACCAUAUGGCGUGUUACUAUAUUGUCAUCAGCUCCACACACCUUAGCAAUGGCCAUUUCAGAAACAUCAAGGGAGUUUUCCGGGGCCCACUCUGCAAGAAUGGAAGCAAGACACUGGAUUACACUGAAAAGGAAAAAGCAAUAACAAAAGCAUUGGAAGAUCUGAAGGCCAACUUCUACUGUGAAUUGUGUGACAAACAAUAUUACAAACAUCAGGAGUUCGAUAACCACAUAAACUCUUACGACCAUGCUCACAAGCAGAGACUGAAAGAACUGAAGCAGAGGGAGUUUGCCCGGAACGUCGCUUCCAAGUCAAGAAAAGACGAAAAGAAACAGGAAAAAGCGCUCAAGCGUUUACAUGAGUUAGCAGAGCUCAGGAAGCAAGUGGGCUGUGCCCCAGGGAGUGGUCCAAUGUUCAAGUCCACGACCGUUGCUGUUAAGAAUCCCCCAGGGAAAAAUCAUCAGUGUGCCGGCCUGGACACUGAAGGAGCAGACAGUAAAUUGUCAGAUCCCGAAUGUGGGAUGGCUGGCAGCACAACAGAGACCAGCAGAGGAAAGAACAAAUUGUCUGCAAGCAGUGCAGCUGAAAUGUGGAAGGCUGAACAUUGUAAUCUGGGGAAGCAAAUCCGUGGACAGAAAAUAGGAUUCUCCUUUUCCUUUCCCAAGAAAGUCCCUGUUAAACUGGAAUCAUCGGCAGCAGUUUUUUGUGAGAACAGCGAAGAAGGAGCGAGUAAAAAGAAUACAAUCCACAAACACAAAAUCAACAAUAAAACUUUUAACACUCAAACAGGUUCUGGACCAGAGACAGUUGUUGAUCUGGAAAGCAGCAAGCACCAGCAACAAAACAAUAGCUGCAGUACCGCAGAGACCUCGUUUAAAGAGGUACCACAAGAUUUGGUAAUAACAGACUUUGACAAUGGUGUAGCAGAGACCAAUGAUUCUUCUUGUGCACCUCAAGUUCAAUGGAAGAACAAGCCAAAGCUUCCCUUGUUUGUGUCUGUGUCAUCAACAGACCAGGACACACCGCAGAUAGAAGAAAAAACCACAGAAAAUGCUGAGUCAAAGGAUUUCAUUCUUAAUGAGGACAAAAAUGAAGAUAUGACUGUGAGCAGCCAAGAGACAAAUUCACUCAUGGAAGGUGAAACAAGCACACCAUCUGAGGAACUAAGCCAGGCGGUUAAUGGCAUUGAGGAGUCCCUCCAUAGUUUGCGUGAGGAUUGUUGUUCUGAAAAUGUAGUGACAGAGACUGCAGGCAUGCAGAAUAAUCCUUGCUUGUGUAGAAGACCAGGUGCUCCUUUCUUUCCUGUGCUCAGUAAAGAUGACUCAACUGUCCUUCAGUGGCCUUCAGAGAUGUUACACUUUACCAACACACAACCUUCUAUAACGUUUUGUUGCAAUCCCCUAUAUUUCGACUUUAGGUCAUCCAAAUCUAAAGGCUGUGCAGAAGAGAUCAAGUCCAAAGUAGACGAUUUAGAUGCACCCCAGAGUUCACUAAAAGAAAAAGGUAAAUCUAAUGUCAGUGCCAAAGGGGAUUUUCUCAACAGGUCUUCUGAUAUGAAACUAGACAGCCCCAGUUUGUACACACAAGGUGUUAUCUGUAGUGAUGAGAGAUAUCAUGCUGUUCAAGAUAGUGAUCUUGAUGUUUGUAAUGAACAAGUGGUUGGAUUAAAGCAUCACUACGAUGGGACUGAGCGAGAGGCAUCCAUUAGAGAAAUUAUAUCUUAUUGCAAACCUAAAAAGUUAAAGAAGCACAGAAGGUCUUCCAGGCAUUUAAGACAUAAGCGAAGGAAGCAAAGGAUUGCAGAAGAACGUUUUAAGAACUGUAAAGGAGAGAGCAAGCCAAUUCACUUAUGUAAAAAGUUGAAAAGGAGGAAAGUAACAGUGGAGUGGAAAAGUAGAAACACAAGUGAAGUCGGCGAAGGCUCCAGUAGUUCAGGAACAAUGGAAUUGUCUGAUGAAGAACGUGUUACGGACAGUGCCGAAUGCAGACCUGGGCAGGGGAAGAUGAGAACAGAAGAUUCAGAAGGAAGCUCUGAUCACCUUGAAGUUAAAUUUGAUCAAAACAAUGAAACCUCGGAGAAGUUGGGUGGAUUCUGGAAAAAUAUUGAUAGUGACAGUCCAAAGAGAAAUUCUUUGAAAAAUAAGUAUGACGACAGAGUAUGCAAUACAAAUAAUGAAGCAGAAGGAAAAAGUAGUGAGAACAAUGGGGAACUUGACAAUUUUCUUACAGUUAAUGAGACAAUCAGGUGCAGACAACAGAAGCUGGCCAGGAAUUCUGAAGGAGACUCAUCACCUAACGCAUCUUUGUAUAAAAGAAAGCAAGGUAAAAGUGGCAAUGGCUACAAUUCUUUUUCAGACGUGGAAUAUUCUGAUCAACCAACUGAUGAAAGACAUUCUUGCCAGAACCAUUCAAAGAAGAGAGGCUAUGCAUCUCUGGAUGGUGAGGCAGUCAUAAUCUAUCACAAGCGCUGUAGGCAUAGAUAUUUUUCAUCACCACAUAAAGAUAAUAAACAAAUUGUUAACUCGCCACAUAGGAGUUGGAGCCAAGUGAGUAGUUCCAGUGCAGAUUUUAACCACAAAAGUAGAAAGGAAUCUCACCAACAAAAGCAACAAUGUCAAGCUAGGCACAGCUUAAACAGCAAAACAUUGGAGAGAGAAGGGUGUUUAUCACCAGGUGGGUUGCAUCCUUGCUCCACUUCAUUUCAAGAGAAUACCUGCGAAGUAUCACUUCCAGGGAAAGAUAAAAAUAUGAUAAACGCCUCUCCUAUCACCACAGGGGAAGACUACAGUUCAGUGGCCAAACCACCAACAGGAUCAUUUGUGGAAGAUUACCAUUCAAAGACAAACAAUCAUCUUCUGGACAGGCCAGUGUCCAAAAUGACGACAUGUGAUGGGCAUAAACUUGAUGAACAUAUGAAAAAUAGUUUUUCUGAAAUGUGGGUUAAUCACAAAGACCCUUCAGGGGAUAUUUUAUUUCCUAGGCUUUCAUUUGUCUUAGAUGAUGGUACUGUCUUGCCUCACAGUGAACAAGCACAUAAUCAGGGUCUGUUACAGAAAGAUGUAAUUCCUCAGAAGCAGACAGACUCAUGUGGGGAUAACAUUAAAGAUAUCAAGGCAUCCCUAAAUGAAGUCUUUCUCUGCCAUUGUGAAACUGCACCUGAGGUACACACAGGAAGAACAUGGCUUCAAGAUAACUCAGACAUUCCACACUAUAGUCCCCAGCAAUCCCUGCAGAAUGACGCAACAGUAUUUAUUGGCAAACAACCUCAAAAGUCAGAGCAAAUGUCCAAACCUUUCUCCCCACUUUCUCAAACAAUAUCCUUUGCACCAGAAGAAAUUGAGAAAUACAGGCAACUGCAGAUUCAAGCUCAGCAGCACAUUGAGCAACAGAAGCUGGACAGCAGGGUGAAGACACCUUCCCCUGCUACAGCAGCCCCCAUGCAGCAGCCUGCCUCUCGCCAGCAGUCAGUGACAACUGCAUCGAUUACAACCAUUCACCGCACUGUGCUCCAGCAUCACCCAGCUACUGCUGCUGCCAUGGCUGCAGGAUCAUUCAUACAGCCUCAUCUGCAGUCCAUUCCACAUGCUCACCCUCUCCCACCGCACGUAGCUCAUAUUUCAUUAGCCCCUGCCCUUUAUCCAGGAGGUCCCCCAGCUUUUCUAGCAGCUCCACAACUUCACAUCAUCCCUGCCUGUGCCCUCCAUCCAGAUCACUUUGCCCUCCACCCAUUGCCAGCAGCUACCUUGUUCCCCCCAUUACUCACGCUCCACACACCUGCCAUUCCUCUCCAUCAUUUCCUCAAUUCCAGUUUUACCACCCAAGAUUUUCUGCAUCUAACAGGAGCACCCACGUAAACUAUGUGAUUAAAUAAAUGUUUUCCUAAAUAGCCUGGAAUCCAGGUCUGGAUUUUCAUUAAGACUGUAAAUAAUGAUGGCAUUACCAAUUUUGGGUGUGUUUCCAAUAUUUUUUACAAAGUGGUAGAGGAAAUAUAAAUGAUACCUUGUAUGUAAUGUCAUACUAAUCUCUUUCUUGCAUCUUAUUAUUAGAAUUGUAAUGUUUCCAUUUUGCUGCAAAACUUGCUAUAAAACUUGAAGUCUACAGAGUAUUAAUGUUGAUGUUCUGCUGGUAGUGUUUACAGUAAUGUAAAUAAAUAUCCAUAAAUUUAUUCAGAACGUACACACAAACAUUUUCAAAGAUUAAGAUAAGAAUUUACUUCUCCUUUUCCAUGACUAUUUGUUGUAUGCUUUUUUUUAUAAAGUGAAUGCUGUGUAUAUUCACGCAUCUUACCACUGCACUGAAUUUUGUAAUGCUACAUAUAACUACAAGAUCAUAGAGCUCUUUAAAUUGGUGGGUCCACACACGUGCACACAUGCAUUUAUGCAAUCAAUGAUAAUAUGAAUUUUGAUAGUUACAUUUGACUUCAAUAUUAUUUUGACAUCUUGUAACUUACUAUGAUUUCUUCUCUUCACAACCAUAAUGAUGUCAUAGAAUACAAGAUGCAAACUUCUGUUUUGUAACCAAUAGCAACUUUUUGACAAUGUGAUUUGUUCACAGCACAGUAUCACGUUAUUCUUGGUAGUAUGUAAUUCCUUGGAAGACUUAAUUGAAUAUAUUAUUAUUGAAUAAAAGCCGAGUCAUUAAAAUAAGUUACUGCACAUGGUAAGUAUCUCCCUAAAGACUAAAUUUCUAGAGGAGCAAUGUAGAACAAUGAUAUUUAAGUGCUUGUGAAAAGGUAUUUCUCUGUAAAUAUAGAAGUAAUUUCAGAGACACCCUGUUCAAUGUGGAAGCAAGGCAUCUGUAUUAGAAAGUUAAUAACUCAUCAUUAACAGUCAUCAAUUAAUCAGUUCUGCUUUACACAUCGUAAAUAGGGGAAAGUACAUAAGAUGAAAUUGUUUUGGCAGUGUAGUUAGAGGCUGUUUUUCUGAGGUACGCAGUUAAAUACUGCAUUGCACCUUAUUUAUGACAUAUGAGGCUUAAUACUGUCAAUGGCCAGGAAGCAGAGGAAGGUUCUUCCCUGCAGUAUCACUAUAAUGCUUUCCAAUGAGCACAUUAACAUGAGAACAUUGUUUCUUAGGUGAUAGCAUUACUGACAGUGAAGAUAAAUUUUGUAUAUCAAAAACGUGCAGUUUAGGAUUGAGUCCAACGUCUGCAAUGAAUGAGGAAAUAAUAAUCUGGCCAUUAUCCUGUCGCGUGAUAUGAACGAUACAGUUGGGGAGAUAGUAAAGUUCACUGUUGCAUAUAAAUGAGGUCAGAGGCCAACAGAAUUUUACUGUUUCUAUUUAGUAUAAGACAAAUAAUCUUCAGUGCUGUGAUAAGUGCAGCUUUAUGCUUUCCAACGCCAGCAGGGUUGUCAUAAAUUGUAAUUAAGAUCAUUAGUACCAAAAUGAUUGGGCUUGUUUUACACUCAGUGGUGUUGAUGGACAAAAACCCCUAGCUGCUCAGAAUUAUAUCCGAUACCUUUGCCUGCAUCAUCAACUGCUUGUGUGGCACAAUUUGCUUGAGAUCGAUAAUCAAAAACUUUUUGGAUAUCCUCACAGCAGAUGAAAUAUCCUCUUCAAACAAUGGCAACAUGGUUCAUCAUUAUCUAAAUCUUUGAGCCAUAAUAUGCUAUGUAAACAGAGGGACAAUAGCAAUACUUCUCCCCAUUUUGGGUGUGAGAAAAAUAACCAUCAGUUCCUAGUCUUCAGAACUAUGUAGACAUGUAAUUAUUUUAUGGGUGCAUAUCAAGCCUGUUGAAUAUCUCAGUGCUGUCUGGUAUAAUUUUUACAACAAUACUAUUUUUAUGACAAUGUUAGAGUUAAGGGUUCACCAUCAACAUUCAAGCAUAAUUAAAUAACCCUGCAGAGUGCUCCAAUGCCAACAUGAGUAGUUAAACUGACUGCAUGCAACUUGAGAGACAAUUUAAAACAAUGCAUGAGACAGAGGCUACAUUUCUACUGCAUUCUCCCUCCAUCCAUCUAAUUAAGUCCAACUGAUUCUCAGCUGCACCAAAGAAAAAUACAGGAGGAACAGCUUGAGUUUUCCACUGCCUUAAAACCCCAUGUGCAGAUGUAACAUAUAUCACUCUGGCUAUGAUCAUUCUGAACCUGCUGGAUCAGAGUAAGGAUAUUGUCUAAGAAGAGGUGUACUAAUGGUUGGCAAUGGAUUGCUGCAAGAAUAGUAACAAGUGCAAAAUAAGACAGUUCUCUAAAAAUUUCAUUGCAAGGAUCUAGAGAUGAAAUUGCAGAAUUAUUUUUAAUGCAGUAAGUCAUUGUCAUCUGGAAUUUACCACCUCAGAGAGUGGAGGAAGCAGAUUCCAGGGUAAUUUUCAAAAGGGAAUUUGCAGGGUUAUUGGGAAAGUGCAAGGGAUAGACUGACUGAACAACACUUUCAAUGAGCCAGCACAGAUCCAAUGGGGCAAAUUGCUUCCAUGCUCCAGUCCUUUUCCAUAAUUCUGAAUUGGAGAGCAAUGCAUCUUUUGGACAUGGCUUUAGAUAUUCUUUUCGUUUCGGUCUCACUAAUUUACUUAAUUAAGAAUUGAUCGGAUAUAUCAUUUCACUACAUGAAGCUCCUUCCUUGCUCAGCUUAUUGUAUAUUGUGAUAUUGUUUGAUGGUACAAGGUAUUGUCUAACUAUUGAUAAAUGGCAUGCCAAUAAAUUUUCACAAUGGCCAAUUUUCAAGUGCCAAUUUUUAAGGGACUUUUCAAGAACACACCUUAUAAUUCAUUUUCUGUUGGCUUACUGAAUUGGAGCAUUAUCCUAACUUGACCAAAUCCAGAAAAUAUUGCGAAUACACUGUAAGUUAAGCAGCAUCAGUGAAGAAAGAACAAACCAAUUAACUUCCAUAAGAGUUAGGCAUGGACAGUGUAUUCGUUCUAAUGAAAAUCUAUUGCUCUGAAGUGUAAAAUCUAAGAUUGAGUGUAACUCAAUUAGAUGACAGGGAAUAACUGGAAAUUGAGAUGAUACUUUCUGGGAGAUAUUAAUCCCCAACUGUGGCCCUGAAAGAAGCAGGAAACAUAACUUUGAUCCUUCUCCAGACCAGGAAAGUAAACUUGUGAAUGAAGCUACUCAGUUACCUUACACAGAUAUGUGCACAAGUUUGAUAUUGGGUAGACAUCCUAUCUGGUCACCCAUCAAUGAAAAGAAUAAAAAUCAGAGGAGUAAAUAAAAAAAUGAGAAUGAUAGAAAUAUUAACCUUAGUUCUCCUCUCAAUCUAAAGCCAUAAUUUCCAUCAACUGACCAAAAUGAAAUUGGCACCUUGAGUAUCACAUUUUGAUUAUGCUGUUAUUCCAUAGUGUGGCCAAUCACCACAAGAGAAAAAUAAUGAAAGGUUGUUGAUAUAAUAUAAUGAAAGGCAUUAAACAUGUCCCCAUAAUAGUCUCACUAAAACCAUAAAUUUUCUCAUCAGUAAUGAUUUGAGCAUUCGGUGUAAAUGUAAUGAUGACUGAUUAACUAUAAAUAUUCAUGAGCUAACAUAUUCUGCCUGCUCUCCCGUGGAAAUCUUUCUUAUCUAGUCAAUCAUUCUCUAUUUUCUCACUCCUUUAUCCAAAAUGUUCUAAAUAUUAGAAAUAUCUGAAGUGAUUAAUAUUCAAACUGUUCCAGACAAUAAAAAUGAAUUCAUAUAUACAGGAUCCUUCCUUUAUUGUAGAAGCCCAUCUGAUACAAAUAAUCCAAAAUAAUGAAUUUGAGAUAAAGCAUGUGUAAAUAAUAGAAAGUAAUUAUCUGUACAUUUUUUUUCUGACCCUGCUUAAUGUUAUUUUCAUACUAAACAGCUUUGUCAACUAACUCGGCGUAUUUCUGCAAAAAUCUCUCCCAUAUCAAGAUUCACUUCUCCUGCACAAUUGAAACUACAUUUAAAGGGAUUCAACUGUAUCCGUAUUAAGUCUUUUUGUACCCAGUAUUGGACAAAACUCUAGGAAGAAACCAAAACAGUUUAGUGAAUCCAGGUUAGUUCUUCAUUACUUAACGAUAAACAAAAAUCAGUUAAUGGAAAUCUUUCACAUACAAAUCAGUCUGAACAAUAGCUGCAAUGCAGCAAAUGAUUGAAAAAUAUAAAAAUUUCCGAGAAAGUUUAUGAGAAGUUUAUGUUGCAGCAAUGCUCAAGGUUUUGACCUUCUUGCAGACAUAUGUAGCAAUCAACAGUCAUGUAAAACAGAUUUUCAUAUUAAAGUAAAGGAUUCAUGUGGACUAAGUUUCUCCAACUUAUUUACAGUUAGUACUGGUUGAUUAUGUAGCACUAUGUAAAAAUGUAAAUUUGAAAAU
Messenger RNA from Pristis pectinata (smalltooth sawfish), 8513 nucleotides. It is a transcript of the gene znf804a, whose product is annotated as zinc finger protein 804A. Bases 279 to 4127 code for a protein of 1282 amino acids. The transcript is spliced from 4 exons. Gene Ontology annotation, cellular component: nucleus. NCBI's taxonomy places the organism in Eukaryota, Metazoa, Chordata, Chondrichthyes, Rhinopristiformes, Pristidae. The record is from RefSeq and is a predicted model, not a curated record.